GAAGUGGUCUCCUGACCCACCGCGCCGGAAGUGGUCUCCGGAAGCGCCGCCCGGGAGAAGAUGGCGCUGGAGGCUGGCGAUAUGGAAGACGGGCAGCUUUCCGACUCAGAUUCCGACAUGACAGUCGUACCCAGCGACAGACCGUUGCCAGUGCCGAAAGUGCUAGGUGGGGACAGUGCACUGAGAGCUUUCCAGAGUACUGCAACAGUAUGUGCACCAGUGUCACAUUAUCGGACUGUUAAAAGUGUGGAUUCAAGUGAAGAGAGUUUUUCCGAUUCAGAUGAAGAUAGCUCUCUUUGGAAACGGAAGCGACAAAAAUGUCUUAAUCCUCCUCCCAAGCCAGAGCCUUUUCAGUUUGGCCAGAGCAGUCAGAAAACAGCUGCUGCUGGAGGAAAGAAGGUGAACAACAUAUGGGGUGCCGUGCUGCAGGAACAGAGUCAGGAUGCAGUGGCCACUGAACUUGGCAUCUUGGGAAUGGAGGGCACCAUUGACAGAAGCAGGCAAUCUGAGACCUACAAUUACUUGCUCGCUAAGAAACUUAGGAGAGAAUCUCAAGAGUGUACAAAAGAACUAGACAAAGAGCUAGAUGACUAUAUGCACGGUGGCAAAAAACCAGGGUCGAAGGAAGAAGAGAAUGGGCAGGGCCAUCUCAAACGGAAAAGGCCUGUCAAAGACAGACUAGGGGACAGGCUAGAAAUGAACUAUAAAGGCCGGUAUGAGAUCACGGAAGAAGAUUCUCAAGAGAAAGUGGCUGAUGAAAUUUCUUUCAGGUUACAAGAACCAAAGAAAGAUCUGAUAGCCCGAGUAGUGAGGAUAAUUGGGAACAAAAAAGCCAUUGAACUUCUGAUGGAAACUGCUGAAGUUGAACAGAAUGGUGGUCUUUUCAUAAUGAACGGUAGUCGAAGAAGAACACCAGGUGGAGUCUUUCUGAAUCUCCUGAAAAACACUCCUAGUAUCAGCGAAGAACAGAUUAAGGACAUUUUCUACAUUGAAAAUCAAAAGGAGUAUGAAAAUAAAAAAGCUGCUAGAAAAAGAAGAACACAACUAUUAGGGAAAAAAAUGAAACAAGCUAUUAAAAGUCUCAAUUUUCAGGAGGACGAUGAUACAUCACGAGAAACUUUUGCAAGUGACACAAAUGAGGCUCUGGCUUCCACCGAUGAACCUCAGGAAGGAAAUGGGGACGCCAGGGUGGAUGCUGAGGAAGCCAUUGAGGUGGACCAUCAUCAUGAUUUAGACAUCUUUUAAGCACACUUUGGACAUUUUGAAGAAUUUAAACCUUUCUAAAAUAACAUCGUAGCAAAUGUUUCUACUGAAGUUGCUUUACUUUGCACCUAAUCUGGAAGGAGAGCUGUUUCUUUUAAGUAAAAAGCUAAUGUAUGUGGAAUGGAAUGUCAUUGCGGGAAAUGAUUAAAGCAGCUGUAUCUGAUGAGUAGCUGGCACCGGCCUCCUUUCUCCUGAUGCAUGUGCUGAUUAUUAUUAGUAGUAGGUGACAUCCCCGUGUUCCCACUACACAUGCCAUUCAGAAGUUGUGUUUGCCGAUUUAUCUUUGUGGUGAAUUAUGCUUUGAUUUCAAAACAUUCCAUUAAAAGAUCCGAAAAGAUGCAUACAUUGUUAAGCUGUUACAUUCAGUUGGGAAUGGGGUAGGGGCAGGGAGUUGUAAGAACUUUUUUUUUUUUUUAAUUCAAGGCCUUCCUAUGUAAACUAGACUGACCUCAAAUUCUCUCAUCCUGCCUCAGCCCAACCAGUGCUCAGAUCAUGGGUUUACACUACCAUGCACCACUACUUUUAGGUAAUUAAAUUUUUAUUGGGAGGGGCCAUAGCCCGUCUGGAGGUAAGGGGAUAACGUUGGCCUUGUUACUUGCCUUCCA
Molecule: messenger RNA, 1868 nt
Organism: Nannospalax galili (Upper Galilee mountains blind mole rat)
Lineage: Eukaryota; Metazoa; Chordata; Mammalia; Rodentia; Spalacidae
Gene: Phax
Product: phosphorylated adaptor for RNA export
Exons: 5
Coding region: 61-1245 (394 amino acids)
Biological process (GO): snRNA export from nucleus
Cellular component (GO): nucleus
Source: RefSeq, a predicted model, not a curated record